GGGCGGGCCCGGCGCCGCCAUGGCCGCGUCCCCGGCGCAGCGCCGCCGCUGGGAACGGGAGCAGGCCCGGCUGAGGGCCAGCGUGGUGGAGGAGGACACCGAGGAGUGGCAGAAGGAUCCCCGCUUCACCGGCCUGGAGAGAGUGGGAGGCGUGGACUUAUCCUACAUCAAGGGCGACGAGAGCCGUGCCUGCGCCUCCCUGGUCGUGCUCAGCUACCCGGCUCUGGAGGUGCUGUACCAGGAUUGCCGCAUGGUGGCCGUCAGUGCCCCGUACGUGGCCGGAUUCUUGGCCUUUCGAGAGGUGCCGGUCCUGGUGGAAGCUGUCCAGAGACUUCAGCAGGAGGAGCCCCAGCUCCAGCCUCAGGUGCUUCUGGUAGAUGGGAACGGCCUGCUCCAUCCCAGAGGGUUUGGCACCGCCUGUCACCUGGGAGUGCUGACGGACCUGCCGUGCGUCGGCGUGGCCAAGAACCUCCUGCAGGUGGAUGGCGUGGUCAGGGACGAGCUGCACAGGGAGCAGGUUCGUUCCCUGCAGAGCUCAGGAGAGGCGUUCCCGCUGACAGGCGCCUCGGGGAAGGUCCUGGGCAUGGUGCUGCGGAGCUACAACAACAGCUCCAAGCCCCUCUACGUGUCCGUGGGCCACCGGGUGAGCCUGGACACGGCCGUGCGCCUCGUCAGGGCCUGCUGCCGCUUCCGCGUCCCGGAGCCCAUCCGGCAGGCUGACAUUAGGUCCAGGGAGUACCUUCGGAAGCUGCCCUGUGCUCCGCUGGAGGUGCCUGGGGCCGUCCCUGCCAGCCCAGAGAGGUGUAACCUGAGGGUGAGCAGAAAUACCUGCAGGGAGCUGGUUUUGACCCCCAGGUCUUGGGGAGGGUCAGAGUCCCCUGCUCUUACAUAAGCAGCAAAAAGGAGGCUGAACCGGAGGAUUAGCCUGGUGCCAGAAGAAAGCGCAGAGCUCCUCUUCGCUGGGUCCUGUCCUGCCCCGAGGCCGAGUCCUGCUGGGUGCAGGAGCCCAGUGCCACCCUGAGGGACAGCUGUGCCAGGCUGUGUCCCACAGCGCAGCACCAGCCACUGCUCAGGGGGAAUCCUUGCACUGAAUUGCUCAGGGUUCAUUUUCAUUGCCGUUAAAAUGUUGGUGUAAGCCAAGGCUCGCAUUUGCAACACCUCACUGGAGCCCUUGGGCAGCUAUGGGGGUAACUUACAGGGAUGUUGGGGCAUUUCCACUGCGCAGGGGAGGGGGGGUCAG
Hirundo rustica (Barn swallow) is the source of this 1240-nucleotide messenger RNA. It is a transcript of the gene ENDOV, whose product is annotated as endonuclease V. Gene Ontology annotation, molecular function: single-stranded RNA binding; RNA endonuclease activity producing 5'-phosphomonoesters, hydrolytic mechanism. Bases 20 to 892 code for a protein of 290 amino acids. NCBI's taxonomy places the organism in Eukaryota, Metazoa, Chordata, Aves, Passeriformes, Hirundinidae. Gene Ontology annotation, cellular component: nucleolus; cytoplasm. Gene Ontology annotation, biological process: DNA repair. The transcript is spliced from 10 exons. The record is from RefSeq and is a predicted model, not a curated record.